CCAGCCUGAAUACACGUCACUGCCAACUCUGACAAUUUCAUAUGAAUAUCUUAACUCUUGCAUUCAUCGUAGGUUAACACAACCAACCAUAUAGUGUAUAAAUAUGUGCGUAUAUAUAUAUAUAUACACACGCAUGUAGACCCCCGAAUAAAGACACCACAACCCACAAACUCAACGCAAUUGAACAGAAAACUCUUGGUGAUUUCAAAAAUUUUCGAUCACUUGAUCACCUUUGAAAUUAGCUCUCUUACACAGAUACACUAUCUUAAACACACAAUGUCUCAAGAAAUAUUAGUUGCAGCAGAGCAAGCAGUGAAAGCCUAUGGAUGGGCCGCUAGAGAUUCCUCGGGAAUUCUCUCUCCGUUCCACUUCAUUAGGAGAACUACUGGUAGUAAUGAUAUCAGCAUGAAGAUACUCUAUUGUGGCAUUUGCCACUCAGACCUUCACUUAGCUAAGGAUGAAAUGGGACUGACUAUCUAUCCCAUUGUCCCAGGGCAUGAAAUUGUAGGGCAAGUGACAAAGGUUGGUAGCAAUGUCACAAGAUUCCAAGUAGGAGACAUAGCUGGAGUUGGGUGCAUGGUGGGUUCAUGUCGCUCAUGCGAUAACUGCAUACAGGACUUGGAAAAUUACUGCCCUAAAAUUGUAUGGACCUACAACAAACACCAUGAAGACGGAUCGAGAACCUUUGGUGGAUACUCUGACAAACUAGUAGUCGAUCAACACUUUGCCGUCCGAAUCCCAGAUAACUUGUCGUUGCAAGGUACUGCUCCCAUGCUCUGUGCCGGGAUCACAGUAUACAGCCCGAUGAGAUACUUUGGACUCAUGGAGGCUGGUAAGCACUUGGGGGUAGUAGGGCUUGGUGGCCUUGGUCAUAUGGCCGUGAAGUUUGCAAAAGCUGUUGGAGCAAAAGUGACUGUAAUAAGUACUUCUCCGAAUAAGAAGAAGGAAGCAAUGGAGCAACUUGGUGUUGAUGAAUUUCUGAUUAGUCAUGACCAGGAGCAAUUGCAGGCUGCCAUGGGUACAAUGGACGGUAUCAUCGAUACAGUUUCGGCCCCUCACCCUCUCUUGUCCUUGACUGAGAUGUUGAAGACCAAUGGAAAACUAAUUCUGGUGGGUGCUCCAGUACAACCUCCUGAACUUCCAGUUUUCCCCUUAAUGUUGGGGAGGAAGCUUAUUGCUGGUAGUGCAAUUGGGGGAAUGAAAGAGACACAAGAGAUGAUAGAUUUUGCUGCAAAGCAUAAUAUCACAGCGGACGUCGAAGUUAUUCCGAUGGAUUACGUCAACACCGCCCUUGAAAGAGUUGCCAAGGCUGAUAUUAAGUACCGCUUUGUCAUUGAUGUGGCAAACACUUUGAAUUCUCCAUAUUGAACAAUCAACAGAUUGGAGUUCUUUGCACACCUUCACAGCCCACCAUUUGGAAAUAGGCCACCAUGUUACGUAGACUUGGAAAUAAGGAUUAAUUUUAUGAGCAUUGCGAGAAUUAUUUGAUCUUAAGUUCAUACUACAAAGUUGAAGAAUGUAUUUUGAAGUGUUUGUGUGAAUUUAUUGGAAUGAUUUUUUUUUCGUUUUA
Molecule: messenger RNA, 1570 nt
Organism: Malus domestica (apple)
Lineage: Eukaryota; Viridiplantae; Streptophyta; Magnoliopsida; Rosales; Rosaceae
Product: probable mannitol dehydrogenase
Biological process (GO): lignin biosynthetic process
Molecular function (GO): zinc ion binding; cinnamyl-alcohol dehydrogenase activity
Source: RefSeq, a predicted model, not a curated record